CGGAAAUGACAGGCCCACCAAGGGAUUGUGGGAAGUCAGGCUGUCAGUGUCAGUCCUUGUGCUGUUCCUUUAGCUUACCCUAACACACAAGUUUGCCAAAAUGUACAGACAAUUUAUGGGACUUCGACAGCUUUCCAGGCGGACCAUCACUGGCAGUGCACCCAGACGGGUUGAUAACACUGUGAAGGUCAAACAAAAACAGUUUCAGGAGAACAACGGUAUACCGAUCCAUCUGAAGGGCGGGUCAAAGGACGCUCUGCUCUACAGAGCCACAAUGACUCUCACUGUGUUUGGGAGUGGAUAUGUUGUGUAUGAGCUGUUUAGUGCUGCAAUGCCCAAGAAGGCACAGUGAAGCAGGACUGGCAAAUUGGACUUUGUCAACUCAUGAAACAAUCAUGCACAUGCUGUAUUAAAUUCAUCUACUCUGUUGUGCAGAUUUGUAAUCUGGGAAAUUGUUUGUCCUAUCAGUAAUAUAAAUAUAUUUUUAAUGUUUGAAAUAAUUAUUGAUUGUACAAAUCAUGAGCUGCAAAUAAUAAAAGUAUACUUCUCUUGA
Micropterus dolomieu (smallmouth bass) is the source of this 553-nucleotide messenger RNA. RefSeq names its product cytochrome c oxidase subunit 7A2, mitochondrial-like. Gene Ontology annotation, biological process: mitochondrial electron transport, cytochrome c to oxygen; regulation of oxidative phosphorylation; mitochondrial respirasome assembly. NCBI's taxonomy places the organism in Eukaryota, Metazoa, Chordata, Actinopteri, Centrarchiformes, Centrarchidae. The record is from RefSeq and is a predicted model, not a curated record. The transcript has 4 exons. Bases 101 to 352 code for a protein of 83 amino acids.